GCUGGUGACUCGCGUGGUGACCAAAGCUGACUGAUUGAGAAACAAAGGAAAAUGGCGGCGCUGACUUCUGUGUUCAGACAAUUCCAACUGUAUAAAAGACAAUAGAACCAAGCAAAUGUCUGUCAGUUUUGAUUCAGACGUACGAUGGCGAAGGCUUCGACUCCCAAGAGACACGCAUUGACGUUGCUACAGAAAAUCGAGGUCAUCCGACGUUCCGAGAACGGCAAGUCGUCCCGUCAGCUAGCGGCUGAUUUCGGUGUCGGCCGGACUCAGAUCCAGCGUAUCGUAAAGAGAAAACAAGAGCAUCUUGAGGACUUCGAGAACAACGCCCCGACCGGCAAGAAGAGAAGGACCUGCAACACCGGCAAUGAGGAAAUCAACCGACUGUGCUGGGAGUUCUACCGCGACACCACAACCCGACUCGUCACAUGUUCAGGGCCCAUGCUACAGGAAGCCGCGCGGAAGUUCGCGAAGGAGCUCGGCGUGACAGAGUUCAAAGCUUCCAACGGGUGGCUGGAGAGUUUCAAGAAGCGGCACAACAUUGGACGAAGCACGAUGGUCGGGCAAAGCGCCGGUGUGGACAAAAUCGUGGUGGGGGGACUGGCCACCUGUGACACCACUGGGACGGACUGGAACCAACCAGUCUCAGCCAACCUGCAGCAGCUCCAUGCAGAGAAGGAGAAGGAUGGCGACACUGACGAUGAGGAGGACGAUGACGAGGAAGAAGGUGGACUUGAGAACUUUUCCAUGUUCAUGGAAUGUAUCCAAAAGAUGAAGCACUUCUGUUUGAAGGAGGGUUUUGGGGAGGGUCUGGUACUCCUCCACGACCUAGAUGACGUGUCCUGUGAAACUUGGAAUAAGAGGAGGGCUCAGGCCAAGCAGACAACCUAGACCUUGGACACAUUCUUCAAGAAAUUGUAGUCAUACAAUUGUUCCAAACUCCUGGAAUGUGAAAUCUGGUCCAAAUUUCAUUCAUGGUUCAUGCAUAAUCCUUAUUAUGGGUACGCGCGGACAGUUCCAAACUUCCAACCCAAUGUACAUUGUGACUAUUAUUGCAAUUGAACUUAUUUGAGGCUAUAAGUGGGUCUUAUUGUUAAUUACUAAAGAAAAAGAGAGACUUAGUUUAGGGAAAGUAGAAGAUGAAGUACAUUUUACUAUGGAUUGUCCUUUGUUAGCGA
Branchiostoma floridae (Florida lancelet) is the source of this 1178-nucleotide messenger RNA. Its product is annotated as tigger transposable element-derived protein 4-like. Gene Ontology annotation, cellular component: nucleus. The record is from RefSeq and is a predicted model, not a curated record. The coding region runs from base 145 to 891 and encodes 248 amino acids. NCBI's taxonomy places the organism in Eukaryota, Metazoa, Chordata, Leptocardii, Amphioxiformes, Branchiostomatidae. Gene Ontology annotation, molecular function: DNA binding. The transcript has a single exon.